GAACGUUUUGGGAUCCGUCCAAGUCGGCGAACGACUGUUUUGACAAUACGACAUCGGGAGGAAUCGGCGUCAAGAUGAUCAAGUUCAUCGCCGUUUUCGGGCUUCUAGUAUCAUGUUCCGAGACGCAAGACAUAAGGCCGGUGUUCGCUCUUUUCCACUCGUUCGAGCUCGAAGGAUCCGAACCUAUUUGGAUGGCACGAGCGAAAGUCACUGUCGAUGCGUUGACGCACAAUCCUUCGAACAGAACUGCUUCGAAGGCGAUGAUUUCCAUCGAAUCGAAUCAGCUGACACCCGAAGAGCGGAGGAAGGUAGACAACCUCGCGCUCUCCGGAAAACGCUAUCAAUUGAAGGCCGUGGACACCUCGACAGGACAUCAUGUUAUAGCUUAUACCUACCACGCAGAUCCUCUCCAGCAAACUCUGAAGCUCUCUUUGGACCCCUCCGGGUUCCUCGAAGGAGUCACUUUUCUUCCUGCGGGUCGCGAACAGGUGAUUGUUGACAUCAUGCAACUGGCUCCUCAGCCGGAAACGGCAACGUAUAUUCAACGCAUGGACCACGAACGUCGCGAGCGUGAGAAGACUCAGGGACAGGAUAACAGAAACUUUUUCGCGAAGUAUUGGAUGUACAUAGUGCCCCUAGUCAUAUUCUUGCUGAUAUCCGGCGCUGGCAACCCAGAGGGCCAGUGAUCGCGGCGUUUGAUUUAUUGGAUUAAUUACGUUUUUUUAACUUGGGAGCGCGAAUGUGUGUAAUAUAUUGAGAGUGAACGAGCUGUGAAAUAAAAGAGGGGAGUCCAGUGACUCUCCUCCGAGA
Messenger RNA from Galendromus occidentalis (western predatory mite), 810 nucleotides. RefSeq names its product ER membrane protein complex subunit 10 (gene EMC10). The record is from RefSeq and is a predicted model, not a curated record. Gene Ontology annotation, cellular component: EMC complex. The transcript has 3 exons. The coding region runs from base 75 to 686 and encodes 203 amino acids. NCBI's taxonomy places the organism in Eukaryota, Metazoa, Arthropoda, Arachnida, Mesostigmata, Phytoseiidae.